AUGAAGGCGGCGGGAUACAACCCCUACGAUAGCAGCGGGACUGAUGACGAUCUCCCCCCAGCACAAAAUAGAGGACUAAGAGGACGAUCUUUCAGUGGGAAUGGCCGAGCAUCUGCUGGGGCAUUUCCUUACAUGAGGGCAAAUAAUGAUUUGGAGAGUGAAAUACAUCGGGUUGAGCAAGAUGCAUAUACUGGUGUUCUUAGAGCAUUUAAAGUGCAAUCUGAUGCAAUAUCCUGGGAAAAAGAGAGUUUGAUUACUGAACUCAGGAAAGAACUGAGGGUUUCCGAUGAGGAGCAUAGGGAGCUAUUAAAUAAAGUCAAUGAAGAUGGGACCAUCCGUCGAAUGAGGGAGUUAAGACAGGCAGGUGGAACCCCAAGUGGUCUGCAUCGUGGCAACAGGGUUUUAUAUGAUGCAGAACCUGGGCCCACUACCAAGAGGCAAAGGGCAUCUCAUUCGAUUCCUUCGCAAUCUGCAGGCCUCCAGUCCCCUAUGAUGCCCUCCCACUCAGUUCCAUCUGCAAAAUGGGGUCCUUUGUCAGCAAGAGGCAAGAAGGCGAAGACGCCCAUUCCUUUGGCGCUACCAUCUGUGGAUCCAAGUUCAUUAAUAAACCAUAAAGUUUAUACAAGGUGGCCAGAGGACAACAACUUCUAUGAGGCCACCAUAACACAAUAUAACCCUGUGACGGGUGAGCAUGCACUCGUCUAUGACAUGGGCACACAAGCCGAGACUUGGGAAUCGGUUAGGCUUUGUGAUAUGGCACCUGAAGAUAUAAGAUGGGAAUUUGAUGGACAUCUUUCAAAUCGUGAUGGCUGGGACCCUUCUGGCCCUAUGUUGAAGAGGCACCCAACCAAUAAUGGUGCUGUGGCAGGUUCAAUCAGGGGAAGAGGGAGGUUAUCAAUAAAUGAGCCUAUAAAGGACUAUGCUCCACCUCAAAAUGGCAUCAAUAGGAAUUUUGAUCAUGUUGACAUACCAAAUACUGAGAGUGUUGUUACGGAGGUGGAGAGGGUAUUGUCCAAUCCAAAUAUGCCUGAAAUCGAGAAGGCAAGGAAACUGCUGAAAGAUCAGGAGCAGUCAUUACUUGAUGCAAUUGCCAGACUUGAUGAAGCAUCGGAUAGCGAUAGUGAAGAUAUGGCCAUGGAAGGCCGAAUGGGUUCUGCUUUGGAAAGGAACGGCAUUGCUACUUAG
Miscanthus lutarioriparius is the source of this 1185-nucleotide messenger RNA. Lineage: Eukaryota; Viridiplantae; Streptophyta; Magnoliopsida; Poales; Poaceae. The record is from the annotation of a GenBank genome assembly.